This is a messenger RNA of Ziziphus jujuba (common jujube), 1430 nucleotides long. Its product is annotated as adenosine kinase 2. The transcript has 12 exons. Gene Ontology annotation, molecular function: adenosine kinase activity. The record is from RefSeq and is a predicted model, not a curated record. Gene Ontology annotation, biological process: purine ribonucleoside salvage. Lineage: Eukaryota; Viridiplantae; Streptophyta; Magnoliopsida; Rosales; Rhamnaceae. Bases 118 to 1143 code for a protein of 341 amino acids. Gene Ontology annotation, cellular component: nucleus; cytosol.
GUUUUGGUGCUGCUCGAUAGAUCUGAAUCUGCUUCUUCUUCUUCUUCUUCUUCUGCUAACCUAAUAUCUAUUCUGUAUCAAAGGCUAUAACUCUCUUUCAGCUCUUUUAUUGCACAGAUGGCGUACGAAGGAAUUCUGCUGGGAAUGGGAAACCCACUCCUUGACAUCUCAGCCGUCGUCGACGAAGAAUUCUUGAAUAAGUAUGACGUCAAACUUAACAAUGCCAUUCUUGCGGAGGACAAGCACUUACCCAUGUAUGAUGAAUUGGCUUCCAAGGAUAAUGUGGAAUUUAUUGCUGGAGGUGCCACUCAAAACUCUAUCAAAGUUGCUCAAUGGUUGCUUCAAAUCCCUGGCGCAACAAGUUAUAUUGGUUGCAUUGGAAAGGACAAAUUUGGGGAGGAGAUGAAGAAAAACUCUAAGAUUGCUGGUGUUAAUGUUCACUAUUAUGAGCAUGAAUCUACACCAACUGGAACUUGUGCUGUUUGUGUUGUUGGUGGUGAAAGGUCACUUAUUGCAAAUUUGUCAGCUGCUAAUUGCUACAAGUCUGAACAUCUGAAGAGACCAGAAAAUUGGGCCUUGGUUGAGAAGGCCAAGUACUAUUAUAUAGCUGGGUUUUUUCUCACUGUAUCACCAGACUCCAUACAGCUUGUUGCUGAGCAUGCUGCUGCAAACAACAAGAUCUUCUCAAUGAAUCUUUCUGCUCCAUUUAUUUGUGAGUUCUUCAGGGAUGUACAAGAAAAAGUUUUGCCGUACAUGGACUACGUUUAUGGAAAUGAGACUGAAGCGAGAACUUUCUCAAAAGUUCAUGGUUGGGAGACUGAUAAUGUUGAGGAGAUAGCUAUCAAGAUUUCCCAGUGGCCAAAGGCAUCUGGAACACAUAAGAGGAUCACUGUUAUUACUCAGGGUGCCGAUCCUGUAGUUGUUGCUGAGGAUGGCAAGGUGAAAAAGUUCCCAGUGAUACUGUUGCCUAAGGAGAAGCUUGUUGAUACAAAUGGAGCAGGUGACGCUUUUGUUGGAGGAUUUCUGUCACAGUUAGUUCAAGAGAAACCAAUCGAAGAAUGCGUUAGAGCUGGCUGUUAUGCAGCAAAUGUUAUUAUCCAAAGGUCUGGUUGCACUUACCCAGAGAAGCCUGAUUUCAAAUAAAUAAUUUUUCUUGUCCCUAAUCCUAUGAUGCAGUUUAAAUUUUCAUUGCCUAUUGCUGCAAUUGAAUUUUGUAUUUUCCAAUUAAUUACUGGUCAUUUUGUCGUCUUCAUGGUAAGAUGGCCCUCCAAAUAUGAAUCAUCCCAUAUUUUAUGCUAUGAAAGUUUGAGCACAAACGUAUUAUUUUUAGGUCAGAGAUGUAUGUGAUGGUCAUAAAAAUCGUUGGAGGUAGAAUACAUUUUUGUGUUAUAAUGUCACUGGAAUUUUAUAUAUUGUUUCUUUUUAUUUUA